Messenger RNA from Monosiga brevicollis MX1, 3720 nucleotides. RefSeq lists its product as uncharacterized. The transcript has 8 exons. NCBI's taxonomy places the organism in Eukaryota, Choanoflagellata, Craspedida, Salpingoecidae. Gene Ontology annotation, biological process: protein phosphorylation; intracellular signal transduction. Bases 1 to 3720 code for a protein of 1239 amino acids. Gene Ontology annotation, cellular component: cytoplasm. The record is from RefSeq and is a predicted model, not a curated record. Gene Ontology annotation, molecular function: protein serine/threonine kinase activity; ATP binding.
AUGACCGAGUCUUCGGAAGCUUUGCCGCCACCGGCCCCGGCCCCGCCGCUGCCCGCGCCAGACCUCUCCGGCCCCGGUCCCGCCAUCCCUCUCGGCUCAGAACACAACGCCAGCCAAUCUGAUGUCUACCGUGCCCCCACCCUGGCUACCCUCGACACCCCAGAAACCAUCGAUCCUCAACUCAACGCCGAAGACCUGGCCAAGCUCCCAACACCAGAUGCCAGCGGGGAUCCAGAGGAGACCCCCGAGUCGGCUGAACCUCUCAAAGGCGACAAGAUUGAUCCCCGUUUGGUCAACCUGAUCUACUUCAAGCUCGGCGGUCGUGCAGAGCCCAAGCCCUCGCCCAUUGAUGGUGAAGGUGAAUCCAGCGACACCUCGAGUGAGGAUGAGGAUGAUGAGGACCAGGAUGUCGGCGACGAGCAACGCAACGUGCGGGAUCGUGGGCCCUCAGAGGGCCCCGAUCGCAACCGUUACCACUGCUUCGACUCAGUCUUGGGAAGUGGCUCCUUCAAAAACGUUUACCGUGCGCUUGACACGUUUGAGGCACGCGAAGUGGCCUGGAACGAGAUGAAAAUCUCCAGCGCCCAAAUGAAGAAGAAGGACGGCGAUCGCUUGCGGCAAGAAAUCAAGACACUCCGCUCCCUCAAUCAUGCCAACAUUACCGCCUUUUAUGACAGUUGGAGUUCAAAGCGCGGCCACGUCAUUUUCAUUACCGAACUCAUGACCUCGGGCACCCUCAAGCAAUACAUCACCACCCUGGGUAACAAGCUCAAGCCCAAGGUUAUCCAAUCCUGGUGCAAGCAGAUUCUGCGCGGCCUUCAGUACCUGCACACCCGCACCCCGCCCAUUAUCCACCGCGACCUCAAGUGUGACAACAUCUUCAUCAACGGAACCACCGGUGAGGUCAAGAUUGGAGACCUCGGUCUGGCUUCGGAGCAACUCCAGCCAAAGAGUAUCAUUGGUACUCCCGAAUUCAUGGCCCCGGAGAUGUACGGCAACAACUAUGACCACCGCGUUGACAUUUAUGCCUUUGGCAUGGUCGUCCUCGAAAUUCUCACCGGCGAGUACCCAUAUCACACUUUCACCAACCCAGCCCAGGUCUACAAGAUGGUUUCAGAAGGCCUCAAACCGGACAGCUUGAAAAAGUUGAAAAAGGAUUCCCCCGAAUAUCGCUUCAUUAUGUCUUGUAUCUGCCAAAACCCCGACGAACGCGCGACCAUCCCGGACUUGCUCAAGCAUGAAUUUUUGACGAGAGAUGCCAAGGACGAUAAACUGGUCAACUUUCUGAAUGCCGGUCAGCACUCGAGUACACUCGAGCUCAAGGGCGUGAACGAGGACGGCACAGCACAAAUUCUACUGGAGAAGAUCAAGGAAGGUCAGGACGAUCGUCUACAGGUCACCUUCACGCUUGACCUCAACGAAGACAUCAAGGAUGUCGUGGAUCAACUGAUGCAGAAUGAACUGAUUGUCAAAGAGGACUGUGACGUGUUGUUGACACAGAUGACCAAGCUGGUCGAGGGUGCGCGCAAGGAAUUGGCGGGCAAGAACAAGGAUGGUGUCUUGAACCGCAAGGAGCGCGACGCUGGAGCCACGCUGACUGAAUCUCUCAAUGGCACUGGUACCAACGGCGGAGCUGCCACAAGUGCCGGCACGGGCGCCACUGCUGGUGCCGGUUCGACGGCGGGCGCAGAUGGUCCUGACAAGGACUCAGGUGCUGGGGACGACGAUGAAUCUGGGGACCGUGAUGGCGACAGCACGCCUCGUGCUGGUAGUAGCUCAUCUAGCCCCAGUGUCCCGAUGCGGGAGGUUGUGCGCGACGUUGUGCGCGAGGUCGUAGAGCCCGUAUCUUGGGACCAGUUGCGACGGGCGCUGCGGCAGGCAGAGGCUAGCAUGCUGAAGGGUGGGGAUGCCAUUAGUGAGGAGGACAAGCACAAUCUUGUCGCGUCUACCUCGGCCUACUUUCAAGUCUUGCAGGCCUUUGUCAGCAAGUGCACUUCUGGGGACAUCGAAGCCCCAGUACCGCAGCUCAUGCUACAUAGCCUGGAGCCUGUUUCGGAUGAACCCAAACCACCUAUUGCCCAACGUACCCCGUCCACGAGCAGCAUCGACUCGCCCACCUCGCCAACAUCACAGGGUAGCAGCAACGGGCUUGGGACGGCAUCGGUGUCGAGUGCGGACCCGGCAGGCCAACCAGCACCCUCCUCUGUGUUGACCUCUCCGCCAGCCUCGGCCCAGCCACAGGCCCAGGCCCAAGCCCAGCCCCAGGCCCAGCCCCAGGCACAGCCCCAGGCCCAGCCCCAGGCUCAGCCUCAGGCUCAGCCUCAUGAUCAAUCUCAAUCUCAAGGCCAGGUUCAGCCUCAGUCCCAGCAGGUGCCAUCGGCACAGGCUCAAGCUCAAGCUCAACAGCACAUGCCAGCCCAGGUUGUGCCUCAACAACAGACAGAACAGCCGACACAGUCAUCCGUCCAGCCUGGUUCAGUAACUUCCGCUCCAACCCAGGCAUCUCAAAACGCCAACCACGCGGCCGUCCAGCAGGCUCCUCCAUCGCAAGUUCCUGCCGGCUAUCACGCACCGGCACCGGCAGCCAUCCCCAACGGCCACGGGGGUCCCAACACCAAUGCCGUGUAUUGGUCUGCCAAUGGCUACCCUUCUGGUUAUUAUCCACCUCCUAAUGGCCAGUUACCUGCUGGGCCCAACAGUGCGGGGAUGGGCGCAGCCCCUGCAAGCAGUGGGCAGCCAGGCAUGAUGGCUCCUCAGUAUCCCGGUGGACUUGCACCCGGGACCAUGAUGCAGCCCCUACCCCAGCAGUUGUCCACGAACCAGCCGCAUAUCCCACAGCUGCAGCCCUUGCAAGCUUCUGCUCAACAACAACAGCCGCCGCCGCUGCCGCAGCAGCAGCAGCAACAACAACAACCGCCGCAAAAGCAAUCGCAACAACCGCAAGCGCAACCACAAGCGCAACCACAACCACAACCACAAUCACAACCACAACCACAACCACAACCACAACCACAACCACAACCACAACCACAACUGCAACAACCGCAACCACAACAACAACAACACCACCACCAACAUCACCACCAACAACAGCAGCAGCAGCAGCAGCAAGCUCAGCUGGGUGCUAUGGAUGUCAAUCGCUCCAGAAGUAGCAGCUACUCGCAGACGUCUCCCGUAUUGGUCGUGAUGAUGCUGGGUCUGGCGUUGUCGUCGGGUGAAGUCAUCAACGCCAAGCCCAACGGCUCGCGCCAGCAUCACAUGACAGAGCUGGUGACGUCCAGUGGCCAGACCAUUCAAUGCACAGUGGCCUUUGCCGUGGUGGGUGGCACCAACGAGAAUUGGGAGUUUGAUCUGACCGAGGAUGACGGCGAGGUUCUGUGCACCAUCUUCCGGCCUGAGCAGGCCUCCUAUCUCUACUUUAUGUACGUCGAAAUGGAGCUGCACGGCGUCAACAGCGUGGAGGGAGCCUACGGCUAUGACAACAACGGACCUACCAACAAUGACCUGGCCAUUGAUGGCCUUGCAGGGUCUGCCUCAGUCACAAGGACGGCGGACGGUUGCAAGGCUUUGUGGGCCCGGCUCUGCGUCAUUUGCUCAAGCAGUUUGUGGCUCGUUCCCUCACAUCGCACCUGGGGUCUUGUGCGCGCUACGGCUGCAGUCAAGUCAAACGAUAACUUUGGUCAUGAGCUGUCCAAGCUGGAGCUUGUUGGCAGUGUUUGA